Messenger RNA from Hydra vulgaris (swiftwater hydra), 520 nucleotides. Lineage: Eukaryota; Metazoa; Cnidaria; Hydrozoa; Anthoathecata; Hydridae. The record is from RefSeq and is a predicted model, not a curated record.
UUUUAAACUACAUUUGUAAGUAACUAUAUUAUGUUUUAUGUCUCAUAAAAGUUUUAAUAAAUAAUAUAAUGUAAUCACUUAUAUAGUGACAAAUCCAACUUCCUCAGUAACGUAUGUUGUUGUACUCACUUAUACUUGACUUAAUUUAUGGAUUAAUUGGUUUUAUUGCAUUUUUAAUUUUCUUUUAUUUAUCUCUAGCUGCUGCUUCUUCUGUUACAACUGCUGCUUCUUCUGUUACAAGCUCGAAGUCAUGGGAAGAAUUCAGAAAGUAUCGCUCCCAGCAUCCAGGCCCUCUAUCUAUGAGGGCCUUCCAUCGCAGGUGUUUGUAUGGGGACGACCAUUCCUCCUUUAGAUGGAGGGACGGCACCCCAUACAACACGGGGAAUAGAGCGGAUGCUGGGAGGAGAAGACAACGUGGCGCAAAAGUUGUCAAUAAUUUUUUUACAUAUUAAAAUGUAAAGAAAUUGACAACUUUUGAGCCACUUCAUUUUUUUUUUUGUAAUAUAUUUUUGUAAAUUUA